GGAAAGUGCCGGCUGAGCCUCACACUUUCUCCCCGUUUUGUAACUUUCAGGUCUGGGGUGUAGGAAUAAAGCCGGUGCCUGGACCAAGAAGGAGUGCGUGCUAGCAGGGGCUGAUCUGCUUGCUGGAGGACUUCCCGCCAGCGCCAGGCUGCCUGGCCAAGUGGGGAGCGGACAGGCGGGCGGGCAGGUGGCCCCGGGCCGCCGCGCCCGCGCCUUGGCUCUGCCCCCUGGAGCCAAGCGAGCCUCUGCUCCCUCGUGGUGCGAGGGCGGUGAUGUUUUUCCUCCCACCCACUUUUGAGUCCCCCCUCCCCCCUCGCGCGCACUCAAGCUCUCGCCACAACCUGCGAGCCCCAGACCUCGGAGGAGCGCCCCAGGGAACUCAGAGCGUGUGCAAGCGUGGCAGAAGGAGGAGGCCAGUGCCCAGGUUUCGUCCAUCAGUUCUCCGAGUCUCUGAAUUGCAUUUUGCAGUAGCUCAAAUGAGAAGAAAGUGGAAAAUGGGAGGCAUGAAAUACAUAGUCUCCUUGUUUUUGUUCUUUAUUUUCCUAGAAGGAAGCAAAACAGAGCAAGUGAAACAUUCGGAGACAUAUUGUGUGUUUCAAGACAAGAAGUAUAGAGUGGGUGAGAAAUGGCAUCCCUACCUGGAACCUUAUGGGCUGGUUUACUGUGUGAACUGCGUCUGCACAGAGAAUGGGAAUGUGCUUUGCAGCCGAGUCAGAUGUCCAAAUCUUCAUUGCCUCUCACCCGUGCAUAUUCCUCAUCUGUGUUGCCCCCGUUGCCCAGAAGAUUCCUUACCACCAGUGAACAAUAAGGUGACCAGCAAAUCAUGUGAGUACAAUGGAACCACUUACCAACAUGGAGAACUGUUCAUGGCUGAAGGGCUCUUUCAGAACCGGCAACCCAAUCAGUGCACCCAGUGCAGCUGCUCGGAAGGGAAUGUGUACUGUGGUCUCAAGACUUGCCCUAAACUGACCUGCGCAUUCCCAGUCUCUGUUCCAGAUUCUUGCUGCCGGGUAUGCAGAGGGGAUGGAGAAUUGUCGUGGGAACAUUCUGAUGGUGAUAUCUUCCGGCAACCUGCCAACAGAGAAGCAAGACAUUCUUACCUCCGUUCUCCCUAUGACCCUCCACCAAGCAGACAAGCUGGAGGUCCUCCUCGAUUUCCUGGGGGGAGAAGUCACCGGGGAGCUCUUAUGGAUUCCCAGCAAGCAUCAGGAACCAUCGUGCAGAUUGUCAUCAAUAACAAGCACAAACAUGGACAAGUUUGUGUUUCCAACGGAAAGACCUAUUCUCACGGAGAGUCCUGGCACCCAAAUCUACGGGCGUUUGGCAUUGUGGAAUGUGUGCUAUGCACUUGCAAUGUCACCAAACAAGAAUGUAAGAAAAUCCACUGCCCCAGUCGAUACCCCUGCAAGUACCCUCAAAAAAUAGAUGGAAAGUGCUGCAAGGUGUGUCCAGGUAAAAAGGCAAAAGAAGAACCUCCAAGCCAAAACUUUGACAGCAAAGGUUACUUUUGUGGAGAAGAAACCAUGCCUGUUUAUGAGUCGGUGUUCGUGGAGGAUGGAGAGACUACCAGAAAAAUAGCCCUGGAGACUGAGAGACCACCUCAAGUAGAGGUCCACGUUUGGACCAUUCGAAAGGGCAUUCUCCAGCACUUCCACAUUGAGAAGAUCUCCAAGAGGAUGUUUGGGGAGCUCCAUCAUUUCAAGCUGGUGACUCGGACCACCUUGAACCAGUGGAAGAUCUUCACUGAAGGAGAAGCUCGGCUCAGCCAGAUGUGUUCAAGUCGGGUGUGCAGAACAGAACUGGAAGAUUUGGUCCAGGUUUUGUACCUGGAGAGACCUGAAAAGGGCCACUGUUAGACAAAACAGCCAGGAUUGGAUAGUAUCAAUCAAGGAAACCCAAGCUGCAGCUGGACUGCCGGCUUACUUUGCUUAAGUCAACAGCUCUCUAAAACCCCAAAGUCAAACGCAGUCAAAUUAUCCACGCCAGCCACAACAUACCUUUUUCCUCAAUGUGCAGCAGUGUGCAGCCCACAAACAUCUCCUCAAAGAGAAUAGAGGAGUCUUUAAUAAUUUCUGGAGAGAGAAGGGAUAGAACAUCCUGGUGCAGCCUUCGUUUCUCUGAGAAUCACUUUUAUUUGAAGGUUAAAAGAAAAACACUUUUAGGGAUUCUAUGCAUAAAGUUAGUCAUAUGAAAGAAAGAGAAGGAAACUGCUCAGUUUAAGUUGGGUCACAUAGGGCAAUCAUUUGUAUGAAAUGCCUUUUGAAUGCUCAAGUGUCUUCCAUUCUUAAAAAAAAACACUAUCAAGUGGGUGGAGAUACAGGGCAGUCAGUUGUAGAGCACAUACCUAGCAUGUAUGGAGCCUUGGGUUCUACUCUCAGUACUGAAAACAAAAUUCCAUCCUCAUAUCUCAUAUACACAUGUACGAACAGACACACACACACUGAACCUGAAACUGCCAUUAUUUCUGACUCCUAAAUACUGUUGAGGUUGUUGGCACCCAGGAAAACAAAUUGAAAAUGUAUGCAGAAGACUCUGCUCUCAAGCCCUUAAGACAGUUUUUGAAGUCAUCAACCAUGGUGGUAGGGUGAAGAAUGCCAGUUAAGGGUCUUGUUCACUUUGAAGUGCUAAAUUCACUUGGUCUAAGAAUAUCACUUCUCUUUCCUUACCUGAACCUCUAUGGAGCCUCCAUUAGGAAGGUAUAAUUUGGUGAAAUUAUUAAAAACUAAAUUCAUACAAAACAAUCCAGAACUGUAGAAGAUUCAUAACUGUAGAAGAAUAGAUGUGAUAAAAAUAAAAUAGUCCAUCUUUUUUUUUUUGUUUUCACAGCUAUAAAACUCACUAGUUUAUAAGCUAAUGCUCACUAAUUUUCUUGAGGCAAUAGUCACCUAGACAGACACUUUAGUUUGAAUUAUUCUAAAACCCUAUUUAAGGGCGAUCUUACUUCUCUGAUUACAGGAGUUUAAAUUUGACUUUAUAAAGAGACUUGGUCCUUGUGAGAUUUUGAACAUUGGUUCUUCUGUCAAGAGAGUUACUAUUCAUUCAGGAGCUGAGAAUUCUGACACAGACCUUUCUCCUAAACCUUCCUACUAGCCUUGCCUUGUCCACAAGCAUAGGUUGUAUCUGGGAUUUUAGACAAGGCUGCUCCUGAAGUGUUUAUUUGCAGCCCAAUGCCACAGCAUAAAUUAUCCUUCUGAGGCUUGGCUUUAGAAAUCAUCUUUGUGGAAAAACUAUAAAUACUUCCUAGCAAGGAGCAUAGGCCUGCUUUCUGGAUCUGUCCUCUCUGAGGAGCAUGCAUGAGCUCAAGUAAGUACUAAGAAAUAUGAGGACCUAGAAACCCCAUAUUUCCCACACGAGGCAAGAGAACACGACAGGAAAAAAUGUGCGAAAGGUCUGGUCUUUAUGGGAACCAGGCAGAGAAGGGUCAGUUUCCACAAAAGAGACACCAGGCUUUAGGGCCACGGCUUCAUGAGACAAAUUUCUUGCCAGCCAAUCACACACAUUCUAUUCAGAAGAGGGACAUAAGACAUCCUGCACUGCAAAGCCACAGAACAUUAUUGAACAUAAGAUGGGGGCAGUGUUGAUCUGCAGCUGCCUCCCUCUCAGGGGAAACUAGUUUCAGAGUGUGGAGAUCAGUAACCAGAUCCUGAAGGACAGCGGUGAUUUCCCCUGCUAGAUGAUUCACCCCAAAGCCUUCCCACCCAGGUGUUCUCUGAAAGCUUAGCCUCAAGGGAACACCUAAAGAGCUCCCCUAGAUAGUCUCUUGCCUCCAGGUGCAGGGACACACCUUUCCAAAGUGCUGUGGGAGCAGGAACUUGGGAGCUGUCAAUGUAGAAAUCCUCUAGUGUUUCGGUAUUGGGUAGAGUGUAGGGUAUAGGGGAAAGAGGUCAAACUGCCUGUAGUUAGUAGAGAAGAAUGGAUAUGGUUCUUAUCGUGUAUUUAUUUGUAUCAUAAACACUUGGGACAGCCAAGACUAUAAGCACCAUUUUGCAGUUUUAUCCAUUUUCUAAUUAGCUCAUGUAAACAAAUAUGAGUAACAUAACAGUAUUACCCUUUCACUUUCCUCACAGGACAUGUACCCAAAUAUGGUACUUAUUUAUGUAGUCACUGUGUUUCUGGAUUUUUAAAUUAAUAAAAUUUUAAUUUAAAAAGAU
This is a messenger RNA of Peromyscus leucopus (white-footed mouse), 4151 nucleotides long. It is a transcript of the gene Chrdl1, whose product is annotated as chordin like 1. NCBI's taxonomy places the organism in Eukaryota, Metazoa, Chordata, Mammalia, Rodentia, Cricetidae. The transcript has 12 exons. The record is from RefSeq and is a predicted model, not a curated record. Gene Ontology annotation, molecular function: protein binding. The coding region runs from base 273 to 1856 and encodes 527 amino acids.